AUGUCAGGAGGACGUGGCUCAGCGGACAUGGACGACUCGCAGGACCUGCCUGAAUUGCCGGUGAGUUCACACUUCACACUGACAUUUACCACACUGUCACCUCACACCUUGACAUACACUAUUGUUUACACCAGUGGCGGUUGGUGACGUUUAAAAUGAGGGAGGAUGAUUUUUUUUUUUUUAUGAGCAUGACAUAUCUAUUACAGCAUAUUGGAUGACUGUCAUUCAUAUUCCAUUUACCCAGCUAAAUGUAAUAUCCAUAGGUUUAGGCUACUGCGUGAUACUCCAAUUUUUCCUACACCCAUCAUGAGGUUUCUACAACCUAGCCUAUGAAUGAAAGCUUAAAAUGUAGGUGCACAGGUAGAGAGAGAAUUUGGAGUAAUCAAGGUGACAGACAGUGACACAUUCAGUACCGCCUUCCACACUCUUGCCUGCAUCUAGCUGUAAUCUAGGGUGUAAUCAUUAGUCCAACAGUUGGAAACGAGAGUUUCUAUUGGACAAAUUCAGUUAUGUUUAUCUCCAUUCCGUUUGCUUCAGUUCCAGAAAUGUUUUUCAACAGAAUCAGCGGAAUGACUACACCCCUGAACACACGCAAACACAGUUCACUUUCAUAGCAGCCACAUGAAAACAGCAUGAUAAUUUUGCUCAUUGUAUAAUUCCUUCUCGUAUCUACACACUCUCCUCCUCUCACCUUUUCCCUUCGCUUGUGGACUUCAGUGCUCAACACAUUAGCUGUCUGUGACCAGGCGAAAAAAAACCUUUCCAAGCCAAACCUUCGUAUCAUAACCACUAAACGCUACACCCAGCCUACAUCGUUCUCACCAUAUUAGCUAACGUCAUAGUCAACAUAGCAACUAGAACUAACACGUUAGUAAACCCGCUACAAUCGUGCAGUACAGUGUACAGUCAGCAAGCAGUUUAGCAGUUACACCAGUGGGCCCAGGUGGCAAUAAAUUAAUAAAACCAAAAGCUUACAUUGACUUGGAAGUGUUGGAUAGGCAUAGCCAGCUAGCUAACAUAGCAUCCCUCUCUGUUUGAGCCGGGUGUUUGAGUAGGCUAAACUAGCUAGCUUCAUUUGCUAGCAAAGUGAAAGUGAAAAAAAUACAAUGAAAUAUAGCUAGCUCGCUCUCUCUCUCUUGCUUCUCCUUCAUUUGUAAAUAAAUACAUUUGUUCCAAACUGUUAAACUAUUGUCUUUCUCUUUGAGUCAACUACUCACCACAUGUUAUGCACUGCAGUGCUAGCUAGCUGCAGCUUAUGCUUUCAGUACUAGAUUCAUUUUCUGAUCCUUUGAUUGGGUGGACAACAUGUCAGUUCAUGCUGCAAGAGCUCUGAUAGGUUGGAGGAUGUCCUCUGGAAGUUGUCAUAAUUACUGUGUAAGUCUAUGGAAGGGGGUGAGAACCGUGAGCCUCCUAGGUUUUGUAUUGAAGUCAAUGUACCCAGAGGAUGACGGAAGCUAGCUGUCCUCCGGCUACACCAUGGUGCUACCCUACAGAGUGCUGUUGAGGCUACUGUAGACCUUCAUUGCAAAACAUUGUGUUUUAAUCAAUUAUUUGGUGACGUGAAUAUAUUUCGUAUAGUUUUAUCUAAAAAGGAUAACUUUUUUUAUUUUUAUGAAAUUCACUCCUCCACUGGUUGACACUCCAACUGACUGUCAUCGUUUGAGGGUCGUUCCACGAAAUGAGUGCCUUUUGCGUCCAUUUGAUAUUUUAAAUAGAAAUUGUGCACAAAAUUGAAUUUUUAAAAGCCUCAUUAAAUUAAGUGUCCUUUUUAAUAUGACAAAUAUAAUACAUCAGAUUUCUUAUAUGAAUAUAAACUUGCUGAAGUGCCAAAAUUCUGCAUGUCCCUCUGUGACUUCUAGGAAGAUUUUAACCCACCUAAUCCCACCAUUUCUCCAUGUUUUCACCAUCAUUGUAAAGCCCUGAGUUAUUUUGUUGCUUUGACAGUCAUUUCUGAAAAUUCUAAUUUAUUUAAUGUGGUUAGUGAUUCAUUGUAACGUAAAAAUAAAUAAAACUGGCCCUCAUUUUAAGGUCAGUCCUGUUAGGUGAACUGAACUCUCGUUUUAAUAUGGUGAAAAUGUUGCUUGAAAAAACUCUAAAGAAACAUUAAACAUCUAAUGUAUAUUUUUGAACAGAAACUAAUAGUCAGAUCAUAGAGUAAAAUAGCUGGUUCUACUCUUUUUGGCCAUUUUCUGUUGGAAAAUUGAGCGGGUCGAGCAAAACAUGUCAGCCCAGUUACCCAUAGAUAGACCGGCUAGAAAUGUUUUAACAUUUAAAAAAAUGUUUAUAAAGCUUGCAUUCAAUUGCCUCUCCCUGUUGCACACAACAAACUUCCAUUCCUCCUGUCACAAAGGGAUUUAUGGAUUAUUUAAGAUGAAGUCGUCAACCCUGUUAGUCUUCCGUGUUUAUUUGGCACUUAAUAGGCCGUUACUAUAGUUUUUAUUUUAUUUAACCUCUUGAGAUGGGAAAUCAUGUUUUUAUUAAGUUGAACGUGCUCUUUGACAGAAUAUUAAAAUUAGGUGAAAUAUAUAUAUAUCUUGAAAUCACCUGCGUUAACUACUCAAAAGGCACCUAAUUGGUGGAACGCCACUUGUGUUUUGAGACUUAAAAGAAGAGUUAACGUCAUGUAGCCUAUGUGUCUUACUUUCACAGACCAAGAAGGCCAGACAUGUGCUGGACGUUGGACUGGACCAAGAGCCAAGGUCAGUAUUAAUUCUUUUAUUUUCUAACCUUCAAUGCUUUUUAAAAUGGCCAAUUUCGUCUCCCCUGGAAAGUCACUCAGAAUGAAUAAGAUGCAUGUUGUGAUAAUGUGACCGAAGGAGCAGACAUUUGAGAGGGCCUAUCCGCUUUGUCACUCACACACACUAGAAGAUUCUUGAGUGAUUGUUUCUUAUUUUUUUUUUGUAUUGUGGCUGUUAGUGGUGUGUUAUGCUGUUCAUGGCCUUUCAAAGAUUCUCAUACGGAUGGCUAGACCAAUAAGUGCAGUGCUGAAUAGUUUGAUGGUCCAUUUUGACUUUACUCUCAUUACCACAGGUAAUGCUGACCAGAGUAUGUGAGUGGCGCUGGAGCGGAGCGUGUCCAAUUUGACUGGAGCGCGGAGCAAGAUUCCCAAAGGCUGGAGCGUCGGCCUUCUCGCCCCGCUCCAAUUUUCUUCCAAUAGCGCUCACUUCACGAGCUCAGGGCGCGGCCCGGCCCAGCAUGCAUUUUUGUAGUCUACUUGUGUGCUGCUAUAGCCCCUUGCUUUAGCUACUGUCAUGGAGUUCACUAAAUAUUUUCAUAAAGAAACUGAUAAAAACACACAGGUGCUAAAUCAAGGUGACUUACAAAGAUGAGGACCAAGAGCAAGACAGGGAGUGCGGUGAUGUAGUGUCCACAACUAAAGAAUCACUGUGGAAUCUGAAAAGACACGCAUCCUGAAAGCAUGAUGGGGUACUUAUUACUACGUGCACAUGCUAAAAGAAAGGAACGAGGUGGGUAGAUAAUUAAGUGUGUCAUUGUAGCAAAGUAUUUAUAUACUAAAAAUCUGAUCUCUUAAACGUUUCCUUCAUUUUUGUUCUAUUAUCUAUACAACAGGCCAUCAUUGAUUUUGGCCCAAUAGGCCUGGCAUAUUCCCACGUUCAAGGAGCUUUCCGUUUUGAUUGAGUUAUUUUGCCUUAAAACCUUUAGGUCUACCUAUAGAAAAAUAACAACUCUGCAUCUCUGCCCAGCCUGGCGAGAGUGGCCUAAAGGGUGUUUAGCAUCCCCAGUGGCUCUGCAAGCGCGGAGAAUCUCCGCUGCUGGCCUGACUCAAGGCGCGGUCGCAUGAGCCUGAAGCCAGAGACUGGACAAACUCGGGUUUCUAAAAAUGACACUGUAGACUGAGCCUAAUAAGGCAUUUCAUUUAAUUUGUAUUGAAUUCUAAGUAAGUAAGUAAUUUCUAGGCUAUAAUGAUUUAAUAAAAUGAAAUGUUGUUUAAAUGCUGAGCGCUUUAGGUUCCUACCAGCCUAGUGUGUCGCACUCGCUAAUGCUUCACAAUGUAUUUAUUUGUAGGCUGUAGCCUUGAAAUAAUACAGCCCUAAACAAUUAAUUUUCAUUCCUUCUAAGGCUCCCUGUCUGGCUCCUGACCUAUUCAGUGUGUUUAUAUGCUGUUUAAUAUGACAUGUAGCCUAUUUGAAAUGAUGUGCGCUUCUUACAUUCAGCUUUUCAUGUUUAUUAAAAUACUUUUCAUUCAAAUCCUAUCAAAUCAAUCAAUCAAUUUUAUUUUAUAUAGCCCUUCUUACAAUCAGCUAAUAUCUCGAAGUGCUGUACAGAAACCCAGCCUAAAACCCCAAACAGCUAGUAAUGCAGGUGUAGAAGCACGGUGGCUAGGAAAAACUCCCUAGAAAGGCCAAAACCUAGGAAGAAACCUAGAGAGGAACCAGGCUAUGAGGGGUGGCCAGUCCUCUUCUGGCUGUGCCGGUGAGAUUAUAACAGAACCAUGCCAAGAUGUUCAAAAUGUUCAUAAGUGACAAGCAUGGUCAAUAAUAAUCAGGAAUAAUCUCAGUUGGCUUUUCAUAGCCGAUCAUUAAAGUUGAAACAGCAGUCUGGGACAGGUAGGGUUUCCAUAACCGCAGGCAGAACAGUUGAAACUGGAAUAGCAGCAAGGCCAGGCGGACUGGGGACAGCAAGGAGUCACCACGGCCUAUGGUUUUGUUUCAAUACUUCAAAACCAAACGGUAGGUCCAGGUAGUCACAAAAAUAGAUGUGUGUUUAGUUAAAUUGUGAUUUUAAUGAAUGGAGAGAAUUUGGAGCUGCAGUUUUUUUUUUUUUUCUUCCUGUGAGUGCGGAGCGGUAUUUAGCGGAGCGGUUGGAAAGGACACUCACAUACUCUGGUGCUGACUGUGCUGUGGGUUAGUAAAUAGGCCUGUGGUAUUUGGUAAAUGGGAUGUCGAUGUGUGUUUUUAGGGGAUUGGGUGAUGACCAGAUCCCCCCUACUCUCUUGGGCUCAGGAGAUCAGGACAAUUCAUACUCUACAUUGUCUAAUGCCCAGCUUGAUAGAGGUGAGUGGGUAUUAAAAGAAGAUGUCUAUCUAUUGGGGUGUGCGGGAAUGAAGAAUAGAUGGAAUUAUACUGUCGGUUGAAAAGACAACAUUGAAUGGGCAUCAGUGGUGGUUCAUUGGUACAGAUGGUUGACUGUUGGUUCAGACAGAGGAGGAGUGGGGCCUUGGGCUUGUGACUAGUCCAUAAUUCCUACACACACCGAUACGAGCACCACACACCACAAACACACACACCGAUACGAGCACCACACCCCACACACACACACACCGAUACGAGCACCACACCCCACACACACCACCACACACCGAUAAGAGCACCACACCCUACACACCACCACACCGAUACGAGCACCACACCCUACACACACACACACACACACACCGAUAUGAGCACCACACCCCACACACACACCGAUACAAGCACCACACCCUACACACACACACACGAUACGAGCACCACACCCUACACACACACACACCAAUACGAGCACCACACCCUACACACACACACACACACACACCGAUACGAGCACCACACCCCACACACACACACACACACUGAUACGAGCACCACACACACACACACACCAAUAUGAGCACCACACCCUAAACACACACACACCGAUACGAGCACCACACCCCACACACACACACUGAUACGAGCACCACACCCUACACACACACACACACACUGAUACGAGCACCACACCCUACACCACACCACACCCGAUACGAGCACCACACCCUACACACACCACACUGAUAUGAGCACCACACCCUACAACACCCCACCGAUACGAGCACCACACCCCACACACUGAUACGAGCACCACACCUACACACACCACACCGAUACGAGCACCACACCCUAAACACACACACACACUAAUACGAGCACCACACCCUACACACACACACCGAUAUGAGCACCACACCCCACACACACACCGAUACGAGCACCACACCCUACACACACAAACACCGAUACGAGCACCACACCCUACCACACACACACACACACCGAUACGAGCACCACACCCUAAACAACACAUACCGAUACGAGCACCACACCCUAAACACACACACACCGAUACGAGCACCACACCCUACACACACACCAAUACGAGCACCACACCCUACACACAUACACACACACCAAAACGAGCACCACACCCUAAACACACACAUACGAUACGAGCACCACACCCCACACACAGACACACACACACACACAAACCGAUACGAGCACCACACCCUAGACACACACACCGAUACGAGCACCACACCCUAGACAACCAACACACACACACCGAUACGAGCACCACACCCUAGACAACCACACACACACACCGAUACGAGCACCACACCCUUGACAACCACACCCACACACCGAUACGAGCACCACACCCUAGACAACCACACCCGAUACGAGCACCACACCCUAGACGACCACACACACACACCGAUACGAGCACCACACCCUAGACACACACACACCGAUACGAGCACCACACACUUGACACACACACACCGAUACGAGCACCACACCCUUGACACACACACACCGAUACGAGCACCACACCCUAGACACACACACACCGAUACGAGCACCACACUCCUUGGGUCUACACACCCUUUUAAUUUGUCAUAAUGAGACCAUGUUUUGAUAAAAUAAAAUAAGCUGAAGCUAAGCUACCAUUGUUCUUUCUUUCCAGCAGUGGCCUGCAGAGUGCUCACCACCACAACAGCUUCUGACUAUAACUCCCACAUCUACCAAGGAAGCAGGUGAGUAUCCUCUGCUCUGAUAGGUUAUUCAGUGUUUCCUGGUCCUGCGGAGCCAAAUGGAAGCACACAUUUGUUUCAAGCCUAGCACUAACACACCUGAAAAGGUGUGAUGAUGAGUUGAUUUGUUGAAUCAAGUGUGUUAGUGCUAGGACAAAAACCAAAAUGCGCACCCCUUUGGGUCCCCAGGACCAGGAUUGGGAAACACUGGGUUACUUGUAUGUUGGGACUUGCAUGCCUGUUCAAUUCAAUUAAAACAUGAUUGUUCCCGCAGGGAAAUGCAUUGUGCAGCCAGAAGUAAUCAGUGUUACGAUGAUUUCUAGUUCUACUGUAUAAAUGCUAACAUAAGACUGUUGAAAGUCUGUAGAGACCUUUUAUUGAGCAUAGCUGUUCAGGACCCAUAUUUAUCAAGAGUUUCAGAGUAGGAGUGCUUAUCUAGGAUCAGGUCCACCCUGUCCAUAAUAAUCUGAUACAAUGUAAGCAAAAAGGCUAAACUAAUCUUAAAUCAGCACUCCUCCACUGAGACUCUUGAUAAAUGCUGGCCCAGUUCUCCUUCGCAUGCUAUUGGGUAGAACUUAAGUAUAGGGUUGCAAAAUACUAGUAACUUUCCCAAAAUGUCAAAGUUUUUCCAAAGAUCCCUGUUGGAAGAUUCAGGAAGGACUAAGCAGGAGAUCUGUGAAACCUUCAACCGGAAUUUCUAGAAAACGUUUUGGAAAGUUUCCAGAAUUUUACAAACCCUACUCCAGUAUGUCUUACGGUUCCUAUGUGUCCCACAGACCAGCAGUCACAUCCUACACCACCAGCCAGGGUGCCUUUCCUCCUCAGACCCAGCCCACAGUCUACACCGCCUUCCCCCAGGCAGGACAGACCCAGGCCACAGUCUACACCGCCUUCCCCCAGGCAGGACAGACCCAGCCCACUGUCUACACCGCCUUCCCCCAGGCAGGACAGACCCAGCCCACAGUCUACACCGCCUUCCCCCAAGCAGGACAGACCCAGGCCACUGUCUACACCGCCUUCCCCCAAGCAGGACAGACCUACGGCCUCCCACCAUUUGGUCAGUCCAAAGUCUUCUUCUAACAUGGUGUAAAGCAGGAAUGGGCAAUGGGGCUCAGUCGGGUCUCAACUUACUGCUGAGAGUUAGAAUAGUAGAAUACACAAGGUCCAAUUUCGAUUACAUGGUUGUGCAUCUUAUGUCAGUCACUGACACACUCAAUUAGCCCUUGUCAGCUAAAAAUGUUUUGAUUUGUAAGUUAGUCUAGCCAGUGAGUCACUCUCACUCGAAUAUCAUAUUACAAACUGCAAACAUUUCAUCUCCGCCCCAUUGCAAAAUGUGUAGAAUUGCAGGAAAUUAACUCUAAAAGUCUUUUUUUUUUUUUUUCUCCGCUGUCAAGGGGGGCAGCCGCUACAUUUUUUUGCUCGCAGUUCAGAUUUGUUUGUGGCCCCCACCCCCAUCAAAGAUGCCCAUCUGUGGUGUAGAGUGAAGUUGCCUCUAGACACUUAUCUUGUUGCAUUUUCCCCACUAAUGGUUAAGGUUGGGAUUUGGGAAGCUGACCCUAGAUCUGUAUCUAGGGGAAACUUCACCCCUGAGUCUCCUAACCUCCCCUGCACAAUAACCCAACACUACGCUUCGGUUUGUUUAUUACACUGAAAGCUAAACAGCUACGUCAUGCAACAAAUAACUUACUUGACUGAAACGUUUUUAUUUCUAACUUGUUUCCUUCUCUACAUCUCUCUUCUUCUUUCCCGUUCCACCUCCUUUUGUUCGCUCCCUCACUCCCUCCCUCCUGCCCUCCCUCCCUCCCCCUCCCUCCCCUCCCUCCCUCCCUCCCUCCCUCCCUCCUCCCCUCCCUCCCCUCCCCUCCCUCCCUCCCUCCCCCUCCCCUCCCUCCCUCCCUCCCUCCCUCCCUCCCUCCCUCCCUCCCUCCCCUCCCUCCCUCCCUCCCUCCCUCCCUCCCUCCUCCCCCUCCCCCUCCCUCCCUCCCUCACUGCCCUCAACCCCUCCCGGCCCUCCCUCCCUCCCUCCCUGCCCUUCCCUCCCUCCCUCCCCUCCCCUCCCUCCCUCCCUCCCUCCCUCCCUCCCUCCCCCCUCCCUCCCCCCCCUCCCUCCCUCCCCUCCCCUCCCUCCCUCCCUCCCCUCCCUCCCUCCCCUCCCUCCCUCCUCCCUCCCUCCCUCCCUCCUGCCCGUCCCUCCCUCCCUCCCUCCCUCCCUCCCUCCCUCCCUCCCCCUCCCUCCGCCCCUCCUCCCCUCCCUCCCCCUCCCUCCCUCCCUCCCUCCCUACCUCCCCUCCCUCCCUACCUCCUUCCCUCCCUCCCCUCCCCUCCCUCCCUCCCUCCCUCCCUCCCUCCCUCCCUCCCCUCCCUCCCUACCUCCUGCCCUCCCUCAGGUGCUAUGUGGCCAGGUAUUAAGUCAGAGACGAGGCUACCUGAUGCAGCGCCCUCUGUUGGCCAGCCUGGGUUUCUCAGCUUCAGAUCUGCAUAUACCUCAACCCAGCCAGGCCCAGACCAUGUGCACUGCUCAUACCCCAGCCAAGGCAAGCCAUCUAUCUCACCGCCGUGCUGGAAAAGACUAUCAGAGCCAGCACAUUCCGGUUCCGAUCGGUCCCAUAGUGUGAACCAGGAAGUUUACUGGACAAGACUAUCAGGGGGGCUAUAAUUUAAACAGAUGUGUUCUUGCACUUUUCAUUACUGAUGCUACUGCGGACCCUGGAGUGAAGGAUCUAUUCAUUGAAUUGUCAGAAUGAGUUGAAGUAUUGAUUCCAGUCGGUGUUUUUCCAAUGUUUUGACGUGUCUAGUUUUUGUCCGCCAGGCUCCAGUUUCACUACACCCAGCGUGUUCACUAGCAUCCCCUCUACAACCGCUACGGUGGCUCACCAGGUAAGGACUGGCCGGCUGGCCUGGAACAGGGAAAUUACAGCAAAAUGUCACUGGAGCCUAUGUGAAGUGAACUAUCUAAGGCAUGCACAAAAAUCUCUAUACAGAGCCUUCCGUGCGGUGCGUGGUGAAGUCACUACGCUGUUACGUAUGGAGGAUGUCUAAUGGAGUAGAUCUGCAUCCCAAAUGGCAGCCUAUUCCCUACAUAGUGCACUACUUUUGACCAGAGCCCUGUAGUACCACCCCCUUUUGCCCUCAGAACAGCCUCAAUUCGUCGGGGGCAUGGACUCUACAAGGUGUCGAAAGCGUUCCACAGGGAUGCUGGCCCACGUUGACUCCAAUGCUUCCCACAGUUUGGGUGGUGGACCAUUCUUGAUACACACGGGAAACAGUUGAGCGUGAAAAAACCCAGCAGGGUUGCAGUUCUUGACACAAACUGGUGCGCCUGGCACCUACUACCAUACCCUUUUCAAAGGCACUUAAAUAGUUUGUCUUGUCCAUUCACCCUCUGAAUGGCACACAUACACAAUCCAUAUCUCAAGGCUUAUAAGUCCUCCUUUAACCUGUCUCCUUCCCUUCAUCUACACUGAUUUGAAGUGGAUUUAACAAGUGACAUCAAUAAUGGAUCAUAGCUUUCACCUUGUCAGUCUAUUUCAUGGAAAAAGCAGGUGUUCUUAAUGUUUUGUACAGUCAGUGUAUAGGGAAUAGGCUUCUCAUUUGGGACGCAUUGAUCUUCAUGUCUCGUCUCUGUAUGUCUGUCCUGCUGCAGGGGUUCAGCAGCUAUAACGUCAAUUCUCUGGGCCAGACCCAGUUACCUCAGUACACCGCCCCGCCCCUUAGCUACGUGCCCGCCGGGCUGCCCAAUGGCGAAGAGAAUGGAUCCAGUGUGGGUGUUGGCGGGUAUCCAGCCAUAAAGACAGAGGGCAGUGCCUCGGCUGGACUCACCAGCACUACAGGUACUUCAGCCGUUCCUCAUAACAAUAGCUACUAGUUACCUGUUGUACGAGUUACCAUAGCUACUAGUUACCUGUUGUACCAGUUACAAUAGCUACUAGUUACCUGUGGUACCAGUUACAAUAGCUACUAGUUACCUGUGGUACCAGUUACCAUAGCUACUAGUUACCUGUGGUACCAGUUACCAUAGCUACUAGUUACCUGUGCUAAGCAGUUAUCAUAGCUACUAGCUACUUGUGCUAAGCAGUUAUCAUAGCUACUAGUUACCUGUGCUAAGCAGUUAUCAUAGCUACUACAUUUACAUUUACGUCAUUUAGCAGACACUCUUAUCCAGAGCGUCUUACAAAUUGGUGCAUUCACCUUAUAGCCAGUGGGAUAACCACUUUACAGUAUGUUUUUUUUUUUUUGGGGGGGGGUAGAAGGAUUACUUUAUCCUAUCCCAGGUAUUCCUUAAAGAGGUGAGGUUUCAAGUGUCUCCAGAAGGUGGUGAGUGACUCCGCUGUCCUGGCGUCGUGAGGGAGCUUGUUCCACCAUUGGGGUGCCAGAGCAGCGAACAGUUUUGACUGGGCUGAGCGGGAACUGUGCUUCCGCAGAGGUAGGGGGGCCAGCAGGCCAGAGGUGGAUGAACGCAAUGCCCUCGUUUGGGUGUAGGGACUGAUCAGAGCCUGAAGGUACGGAGGUGCCGUUCCCCUCACAGCUCCGUAGGCAAGCACCAUGGUCUUGUAGCAGAUGCGAGCUUCAACUGGAAGCCAGUGGAGUGUGCGGAGGAGCGGGGGGUGACGUGAGAGAACUUGGGAAGGUUGAACACCAGACGGGCUGCGGCAUUCUGGAUGAGUUUGUAGGGGUUUAAUGGCACAGGCAGGGAGCCCAGCCAACAGCGAGUUGCAGUAAUCCAGACGGGAGAUGACAAGUGCCUGGAUUAGGACCUGUGCCGCUUCCUGUGUAAGGCAGGGUCGUACUCUCCGAAUGUUGUAGAGCAUGAACCUACAGGAUCGGGUCACCGCCUUGAUGUUAGCGGAGAACGACAGGGUGUUGUCCAGGGUCACGCCAAGGCUCUUCGCACUCUGGGAGGAGGACACAACGGAGUUGUCAACCGUGAUGGCGAGAUCAUGGAACAGGCAGUCCUUCCCCGGGAGGAAGAGCAGCUCCGUCUUGCCAAGGUUCAGCUUGAGGUGGUGAUCCGUCAUCCAUACUGAUAUGUCUGCCAGACAUGCAGAGAUGCGAUUCGCCACCUGGUUAUCAGAAGGGGGAAAGGAGAAGAUUAGUUGUGUGUCGUCAGCGUAGCAAUGAUAGGAGAGGCCAUGUGAGGAUAGGACAGAGCCAAGUGACUUGGUGUAUAGCGAGAAUAGGAGAGGGCCUAGAACUGAGCCCUGGGGGACACCAGUGGUGAGAGCACGUGGUGCGGAGACAGCUUCUCGCCACGCCACUUGGUAGGAGCGACCGGUCAGGUAGGACGCAAUCCAAGAGUGAGCCGCACCGGAGAUGCCCAACUCGUAGUGGGUGGAGAGGAGGAUCUGAUGGUUCACAGUAUCAAAGGCAGCAGACAGGUCUAGAAGGACAAGAGCAGAGGAGAGAGAGUUAGCUUUAGCAGUGCGGAGAGCCUCCGUGACACAGAGAAGAGCAGUCUCAGUUGAAUGACCAGUCUUGAAACCUGACUGGUUUGGUUACCGUUGGUACCAGUUACCAUAGCUACUAGCUACCUGUGGUACCAGUUACCAUAGCUACUAGCUACCUGUGGUACCAGUUACCAUAGCUACUAGUUACCGUUGGUACCAGUUACCAUAGCUACUAGCUACCUGUGGUACCAGUUACCAUAGCUACUAGUUACCUGUGUUAAGCAGUUAUUAUAGCUACUAGUUACCUGUGCUAAGCAGUUAUCAUAGCUACUAGCUACCUGUGGUACCAGUUACCAUAGCUACUAGCUACAUGUGGUGCCAGUUACAAUAGCUACUAGCUACCUGUGGUACCAGUUACCAUAGCUACUAGCUACCUGUGGUACCAGUUACCAUAGCUACUAGUUACCUGUGGUACCAGUUACCAUAGCUACUAGCUACCUGUGGUACCAGUUACCAUAGCUACUAGCUACCUGUGGUACCAGUUACCAUAGCUACUAGCUACCUGUGGUACCAGUUACCAUAGCUACUAGCUACCUGUGGUACCAGUUACCAUAGCUACUAGCUACCUGUGGUACCAGUUACCAUAGCUACUAGCUACCUGUGGUACCAGUUACCAUAGCUACUAGCUACCUGUGGUACCAGUUACCAUAGCUACUAGCUACUUUACCUUAGGACCAUGCAGGUACUUCUGAUACCUCCCAUUAUAGGUGUCAGUCUGUCUUACUGUAUGAAUGUCAGUCCCAUAUUCAUUCCAUGUGGACGUAUACCUGGAUGGAUAGCACUGUGGGAUCAAGUAAGAAGUUAAAAACCAUUGUUUUGUGUUAUCUACAUUGCCUUGAUUAUGGGCUUGUUAGGCCAUUUUGGCUGAGGUGUUCAAAUUUCAGAAACAUGGAGGAUGUAAUGUCUUUAUGUGUGCAGUGUGUCAACUGUCAGUCUUCAACAUGUCUGUGCCCUCUACCUCAGAUGCGUGCUCAAGUGAGAACCUCCCGGUUGCCCUGCCUACAGGUGUGGCCCUCCCCAUGGGGGCCCUGGACCAGGAUGAGGCGGGGAGGAGGAACCCUGCUGGGAAGGCCAAGGGGAAAGGCCAAGAAAUCAGACAGCAACCAGCCUACUGACGCUGACCUGGAGGUAACUAUAAGGCCCACAUGAACACAGAUAUACAACCAGUCAUUCAUAUAGCUACAGUGCCUUGCAAAAGUAUUCAUCCCCCUUGGCGUUUUUCCAAUUUUGUUGCAUUACAACCUGUAAUUUAAAUUGAUUUUUAUUUGGAUUUCAUGUAAUGGACAUACACAAAAUAGUCCAAAUUGGUGAAGUGAAAUGAAAAAAAUUACUUCUUUCAAAAAAUUCAAAAAAAUAAAUAAUGGAAAAGUGGUGCGUGCAUAUGUAUUCACCCCCUUUGCUAUGAAGCCCCUAAAUAAGAUCUGGUGCAACCAAUUACCUUCAGAAGUCACAUAAUUAGUUAAAUAAAGUCCACCUGUGUGCAAUCUAAGUGUCACAUGAUCUGUCACAUGAUCUCAGUAUAUAUACACCUGUUCUGAAAGGCCCCAGAGUCUGCAACACCACUAAGCAAGGGGUACCACCAAGCAAGCGGCACCAUGAAGACCAAGGAGCUCUCCAAACAGGUCAGGGACAAAGUUGUGGAGAAGUACAUAUCAGGGUUGGGUUAUAAAAAAAAAUAUCUGAAACUUUGAACUUCCCACGGAGCACCAUUAAAUCCAUUAUUAAAAAAUUGAAAGAAUAUGGCACCACAACAAACCUGCCAAGAGAGGGCCGCCCACCAAAACUCAUGGACCAGGCAAGGAGGGCAUUAAUCAGAGAGGCAACAAAGAGACCAAAGAUAACCCUGAAGGAGCUGCAAAGCUCCACAGCGGAGAUUGGAGUAUCUGUCCAUAGGACCACUUUAAAGCCGUACACGCCACACAGCUGGGCUUUAUGGAAGAUUGGCCAGAAAAAAAGCCAUUGCUGAAAGAAAAAAAUAAGCAAACACGUUUGGUGUUCGCCAAAAGGCAUGUGGGAGACUCCCCAAACAUAUGGAAGAAGGUACUCUGGUCAGAUGAGACUAAAAUUGAGCUUUUUGGCCAUCAAGGAAAACGCUAUGUCUGGCGCAAACCCAACACCUCUCAUCACCCCGAGAACACCAUCCCCACAGUAAAGCAUGGUGGUGGCAGCAUCAUGCUGUGGGGAUGUUUUUCAUCGGUAGGGACUGGGAAACUGGUCAGAAUUGAAGGAAUGAUGGAUGGGAAGUUCUUGAGGGAAACCUGUUUUAGUCUUCCAGAGAUUGGAGACUGGGAUGAAGGUUCACCUUCCAGCAGGACAGUGACCCUAAGCAUACUGCUAAAGCAACACUUGAGUGGUUUAAGGGGAAACAUUUAAAUGUCUUGGAAUGGCCUAGUCAAAGCCCAGACCUCAAUCCAAUUGAGAAUAUGUGGUAUGACUUAAAGAUUGCUGUACACCAGCGGAACCCAUCCAACUUGGAAGGAGCUGGAGCAGUUUUACCUUGAAGAAUGGGCAAAAAUCCCAGUGGCUAGAUGUGCCAAACUUAUAGAGACAUACCCCAAGAGACUUGCAGCUGUAAUUGCUGCAAAAGGUGGCUCUACAAAGUAUUGACUUUGGGGGGGUGAAUAGUUAUGCACACUCAAGUUUUCUGUUCUUUGUCUUAUUUCUUGUUUGUUUCACCCCCCCCCCAAAAAAAAAAAAAAUUGCAUCUUCAAAGUGGUAGGCAUGUUGUGUAAAUCAAAUGACAUAAACCCCUCAAAAAUCCAUUUUAAUUCCAGGUUGUAAGGCAACAAAAUAGGAAAAAUGCCAAGGGGGGUGAAUACUUUCGCAAGCCACUGUACAGACUAACACAUUAAUCAGCUACUCAGGUGAUUCUCUUUAGGUCUCUGCUCGACUAAAAUGUGUUGUUCUUGUUUCAUAUAUGAAUGUUAUUUAAUAAGAUCGUGGAAUCAUGAAAAUAAUUUCUGAUUAAUGCCUUAAUUCCUUAGUUACUUACUAAUUUGUCCUCUCUCCUCUCUUUCAGCGAAUCUUUCUAUGGGAUCUGGAUGAAACCAUCAUCAUUUUCCACUCUCUGCUCACUGGGUCCUUCUCUCAGAAGUUUGGCAAGGUAGGUCAAAAUCAUACUGGAUAUAUUUUGAGCCAUCAUGUUAUUCAAGGCAGUAUAUUAAGAUUUUAUUUGUAGAUUAAAGAUGAUCAGAUGGCUUUCCGUUGACGCUAACCUCCGUAUCUCCUCUGUAUUUGGGGCUGUGCAGGACCCCAGCCUCUGUACCGACAUCUGUUAUAAUAGAGAUGAAUUUCUCUAUUGAUAUGCGAUCAGAUUUCUAUUGCUAUGAGUAUAAACCUCUGUCCUGUCCUGUUGGGGUUGUGUAGGACUCGGGCACUGUGCUGAACCUGGGUCUUCAGAUGGAGGAGCUGAUCUUUGAGCUUGCAGACACACAUCUCUUCUUCAAUGACCUGGAGGUAGCUGCAGUCCCUGACUACUCACUGUCUUUCUCAACGAGCUAACGGUCAGAAGAGGCUAAGCACGUGGCAACUAGGCGACUGUACACUUCGAAUGAAGUUCUAAAGCUGUUGCCGUUAGAUUAGCCGUUGUUGGUGCGAGUUAAGGACUGUGUCAAUGAGAGCAUGUUGGAUUGAAUGGAGACCAUUUUCGACUAACGGGUUGACACCCCCCUUCCUUUUCUAUUCUUAGGAGUGUGAUCAGGUCCAUGUUGAAGACGUAGCCUCUGACGACAACGGACAGGAUCUGAGGUAUGUCUGUGAUGCUACUGUAACCAACCAAGACAUUCAGAUACCCUCCUUUGUUCAGUGGUCACAUACAAACCUCUCUGUAUUAUGAUGAUAGUCGAAUUGAAUAAUGCUUUUAUGUCCACAAGCAAACACAGGAGUCCCUACUUUCCUUACUAGCCACAUACAAAACAUAUCUCUCUCUCCUAACUAGCCACAUCUCUCUCUCUCUCUAAUUCCUCCUCUCAUCUCCUACAACUUCAGCCAAUCUCUCCCUCCUAACAGGGCACAUGGUUCUCGCUUCAACUUAGCCACAUCUCUCUCUCUCCUAACUAGCCACAUCGCUUGCCUCUCCAACAGUCCCACAAUCUUCUCUCUAACUAGCCACAUGUCUUUUCUACUCCUACUAGAAUCUCUCUUCAUGCUCUUUCCCAAUUAGCAAACAUCUCACCUCUCUCUCUCUUUAUUCCCCUCAGCGCCUACAUUUCCUGGCGAUGGUCAAGCCCAGUGGUGGAGGGCACAAACCAUGUUGAAUGAGAAACUAGGCCUUCCGUACCGCCGCCCUGGAGAUCUAACAUACACCAAAGGAACUAGGAGUGAAGAUGCGUCAACUGUAUUUGUUUCAAAUUCUACACCCUAGGGACUUGCAGGAACUAUGCACGAUGUCACAUCUCACUUACAUUAUAUGCUGCAAUGUUAUCUACCUGGACUAUUUAAUGUUACAGUUAGCAGAAAUGUGUCUUAAUUAAAAACUGCACAUGCUUUUGCCUGCCAUCAUAUUUCCUAGAAGAGUAUUCUUGUUGGUGAAGGAAUAACAUUCUUGAAUUAGUUCCAUACUGGAAUCUACAAUCUAUCCAGACAGUUUUCUAGUAGUCAAAUCCUGAUUAUUAUUAUUUUUUUUACCAGGUAAGUUGACUGAGAGCACAUUCUCAUUUACAGCAACGACCUGGGGAAUAGUUACAGGGGAGAGGAGGGGGGAUGAAUGAGCCAAUUGGAAGCUGGGGAUGAUUAGGUGGCCAUGAUGGUAUGAGAUUGGGAAUUUAGCCAGGACACCAGGGUUAACACCAUGGGAUCUUUAGUGACCACAGAGACUCAUCUGUCCCAUCCGAAAGACGGCACCUUACACAGGGCAAUGUCCCCAAUCACUGCCCUGGGGAAUUGGGGGAUAUAUAUACACUGCUCAAAAAAAUAAAGGGAACACUUAAACAACACAAUGUAACUCCAAGUCAAUCACACUUCUGUGAAAUCAAACUGUCCACUUAGGAAGCAACACUGAUUGACAAUACAUUUCACAUGCUGUUGUGCAAAUGGAAUAGACAACAGGUAGCAAGACACCCCCAAUAAAGGACUGGUUUUGCAGGUGGUGACCACAGACCACUUCUCAGUUCCUAUGCUUCCUGGCUGAUGUUUUGGUCACUUUUGAAUGCUGGCGGUGCUUUCACUCUAGUGGUAGCAUGAGAUGGAGUCUACAACCCACACAAGUGGCUCAGGUAGUGCAGCUCAUCCAGGAUGGCACAUCAAUGCGAGCUGUGGCAAGAAGGUUUGCUGUGUCUGUCAGCGUAGUGUCCAGAGCAUGGAGGCGCUACCAGGAGACAGGCCAGUACAUCAGGAGACGUGGAAGAGGCCGUAGGAGGGCAACAACCCAGCAGCAGGACUGCUACCUCCGCCUUUGUGCAAGGAGGAGCAGGAGGAGCACUGCCAGAGCCCUGCAAAAUGACCUCCAGCAGGCCACAAAUGUGCAUGUGUCUGCUCAAACGGUCAGAAACAGACUCCAUGAGGGUGGUAUGAGGGCCCAACGUCCACAGGUGGGGGUUGUGCUUACAGCCCAACACCGUCCAGGACGUUUGGCAUUUGCCAGAGAACACCAAGAUUGGCAAAUUCGCCACUGGCGCCCUGUGCUCUUCACAGAUGAAAGCAGGUUCACACUGAGCACGUGACAGACGUGACAGAGUCUGGAGACGCCGUGGAGAACGUUCUGCUGCCUGCAACUCGGUAGUGAGUGUUGCAUCUGAGGACAGACGAUUUUUACGCGCUUCAGCACUCGGCGUUCCCGUUCUGUGAGCUUGUGUGGCCUACCACUUCGCAGCUGAGCCUCCAGCAUGACCGGUUUGGCGGUGGGUCAGUCAUGGUGUGGGGUGGCAUUUCUUUGGGGGGCCGCACAGCCCUCCAUGUGCUCGCCAGAGGUAGCCUGACUGCCAUUAGGCACCGAGAUGAGAUCCUCAGACCCCUUGUGAGACCAUAUGCUGGUGCGGUUGGCCCUGGGUUCCUCCUAAUGCAAGACAAUGCUAGACCUCAUGUGGCUGGAGUGUGUCAGCAGUUCCUGCAAGAGGAAGGCAUUGAUGCUAUGGACUGGCCCGCCCGUUCCCCAGACCUGAAUCCAAUUGAGCACAUCUGGGACAUCAUGUCUCGCUCCAUCCACCAACGCCACGUUGCACCACAGACUGUCCAGGAGUUGGCGGAUGCUUUAGUCCAGGUCUGGGAGGAGAUCCCUCAGGAGACCAUCCGCCACCUCAUCAGGAGCAUGCCCAGGCGUUGUAGGGAGAUCAUACAGGCACGUGGAGGCCACACACACUACUGAGCCUCAUUUUGACUUGUUUUAAGGACAUUACAUCAAAGUUGGAUCACCCUGUAGUGUGGUUUUCCACUUUUUAAUUUUGAGGGUGACUCCAAAUCCAGACCUCCAUGGGUUGAUAAAGAGUGCAUCCAACUGGCCCUUCAACACCACUUCCAGCAGCAUCUGGUCUCCCAUCCAGGGACCGACCAGGACCCAGGGUGGUAAAAACAAUUAUAGAAUGGGUGGUUCAAGCCCUGAAUUCUGAUUGGCUGAAAACAUUUAUUUGUACUGUUCUAAUUACGUUGGUAACCAAUUUAGAAUAGCAGUAAGUUACCUCAGGGGUUUGUGGUAUAUGGCCAAUAUACACUACAUGACCAAAAGUAUGUGGACACCUGCUUUUCGAACAUCUCAUUCCAAAAUCAUGGGCAUUAAUAUGGAGUUGGUCCCCCCUUUGCUGCUAUAACAGCCUCCACUCUUCUGGGAAGGCUUUCCACUAGAUGUUGGAACAUUGCUACGGGGACUUGCUUCCAUUCAGCCACAAGAGCAUUAGUGAGGUCGGGCACUGAUGUUGGGUGAUUAGGCCUGGCUUGCAGUCGGCGUUCCAAUUCAUCCCAAAGGUGUUCGAUGGGGUUGAGGUCAGGGCUCUGUGCAGGCCAGUCAAGUUCUUCCACACCGAUUUCAACAAAUCAUUUUUGUAUGGACCUCGCUUUGUGCACAGGGGCAUUCUCAUGCUGAAACAGGGAAGGGCCUUCCUCAAACUGUUGCCACAAAGUUGGAAGCACAGAAUAAUCUAGAAUGUAAUUGUAUGCUGUAGCAUUAAGAUUUCCCUUCACUGGAACUAAGGGGCCUAGCCCGAACCAUGAAAAACAGCCCCAGACCAUUAUUCCUCCUCCACCAAACUUUACAGUUGGCACUAUGCAUUGGGGCAGGUAGCAUUCUCCUGGCAUCUACCAAACCCAGAUAUGUCCGUCGGACUGCCAGAUGGCAAAGUGCGAUUCAUCACUCCAGAGAACGUGUUUCCACUGCUCCAGAGUCCAAUGGAGGCGAGCUUUACCCCACUCCAGCUGACGCUUGGCAUUGCGUAUGGUGAUCUUAGGCUUGUGUGCAGCUGCUUGGCCAUGGAAACCCAUUUCAUGAAGCUCCCGACGAACAGCAUUUAAUGUGCUGAUGUUGCUUCCAGAGGCAGUUUGGAACUCGGUAUUGAGUGUUGCAACUGAGGACAGACAAUUUUUACGCGCUUCAGCACUCGGCGGUCCCGUUCUGUGAACUUGUGUGUCCUACCACUUUGCGGCUGAGCCGUUGUUGUUCCUAGACGUUUCCACUUUACAAUAACAGCACUUACAGUUGACCGGGGCAGCUCUAGAAGGUCAGAAAUAUGACGAACUGACUUGUUGGCAAGGUGGCAUCCUAUGACUGGGGGCCAGUUGUUGAUGAAAGUCACCGAGCUCUUCAGUAAGGCCAUUCUACUGCCCAAUUUUUGUCCAUGGCGAAUUGCAUGGCUUGGGUGUCUCGAUUACUAUUUUUUAUUUAAAAAAUGGUGGCUGAAAUAGCAGAAUCCACUAAUUUGAAGGGGUGUCCAACCCUAAACGGCUAAGGGUCUGUAUCCAGGCCACUCUGCGUUGCGCCAGCCUGCUUAUUCCUCCUCACCCAACUUUCCAGUUGGGCACUAUUUCAGUGUGGGGAGUACACUCUCCUCUCUCUGGCAUCUUACAAACCCAGACUUUCCUCGGCUCCAGAUGGCGUGGAUACACUCUACCAGAAACUUUCCUCACUGCUCGAGUCAUGACACCGCUUACCUCUAACUCCGUCUCAGCCUGCUUGGUAUACUCUACUCGUAACCUCUCUCAGGCUGUGUGGAGUCACCUCUGCCUGGAAACCCAUCUUCCAGAGCUCCCGGAGUAACACCUUUAACCUGCUGACUCUCUUCCAGGCAUGCUGUGGAAACAUCGUAACCUUACCUCCAGUUGCAUGGGAACAACUCUAACUUUUCCGCUGCUGUUAGCACUCAACCUCGGUACCCGUUCCUGUGAACUGUGGUGUCCCUACCACUUUGCGCUCCGGCCUGUGUGGUCCUAAGUCACUUACACUCAACGCCUCCUACAGUGCCUGCGUGGGACACUCUAAACCAAACCAUAUGACGAAUCACGGCUGUGGUAAGUGCAUCCUCUAGACGUCAAGUCUAAACCUCUCCUGAGGCUGCGUGGUAGUAAGCAUUCUACUCCAACUUUCUCCAGGCCGUUGCUGUGGUGUCAUACCUUUCUAAAAAAAAUUGUCCAGGCUGAUGGUAGUACGAAUCAACCUAACUUUGCUCAGGCCUGGCUGUCGGAAUACACCUACGGCUAACUGUCUCCAGGCCUGCUGUGGUAGUUAGACCUCGUAACCUCUAACCUCUUCCUCCAGGCUGCUGUGGUAGUAACACUCUAACCUCUAACCCUCUACCUCCAGGCCUGCUGUGGUAGUAACACCUCUAACCUCUAACCUCUCUCCUCCAGGCCUGCUGUGGUAGUAACACCUCUAACCUCUAACCUCUUCUCCUCCAGGCCUGCUGUGGUAGUAACACCUCUAACCUCUCUCUCCUCCAGGCCUGCUGUGGUAGUAACACCUCUAACCUCUAACCUCUUCCUCCAGGCCUUGCUGUGGUAAGUAACACCUCUAACCUCUAACCUUCCUCUCCUCCAGGCCUGCUGUGGUAGUAACACUCUACCUAACCUCAACCUCUCUCCCCAGGCCUGCUGGGGUAGUAACCACCUCUAGACCUCUAACCUCUCUCCUCCAGGCAUGCUGUGGUAGUAACACCUCUAACCUCUACCUCUGUCCUCCAGGCCUGCUGUUGGAGUAACACCUCUAACCUCUAACCUCUCUCCCCUUCCAGGCCUGCUGUGGUAGUAACACCUCUAACCUCUAACCCCGGCCUGCUGGUUGGUAGGCAACACCUCUAACCCUCUCUCCUCCAGGCCUGCUGUUGGAGUAACACCUCUAACCUCUCCACCUCUCUCCUCCAGGCCUGCUGGUGGUAGUAACACCUCCUAACCCUAACCUCGGUCCUCCAGGCCUGCUGUGGUAG
This is a messenger RNA of Coregonus sp. 'balchen', 21581 nucleotides long. The record is from the annotation of a GenBank genome assembly. NCBI's taxonomy places the organism in Eukaryota, Metazoa, Chordata, Actinopteri, Salmoniformes, Salmonidae.